Limulus polyphemus (Atlantic horseshoe crab) is the source of this 598-nucleotide messenger RNA. RefSeq names its product xenotropic and polytropic retrovirus receptor 1 homolog. Lineage: Eukaryota; Metazoa; Arthropoda; Merostomata; Xiphosura; Limulidae. Gene Ontology annotation, cellular component: cytoplasm; plasma membrane; Golgi apparatus. The record is from RefSeq and is a predicted model, not a curated record. The coding region runs from base 120 to 446 and encodes 108 amino acids. The transcript is spliced from 4 exons. Gene Ontology annotation, biological process: phosphate ion transport; cellular response to phosphate starvation. Gene Ontology annotation, molecular function: inositol hexakisphosphate binding.
AAUAUCGUACGAUUUAGUGUUAGUAAAGUCUUUAAUGUUGGUGAAUUACACGUUUACAAAUUACACUUUACAGUGGAGAACAGUAAAUGAAACUUAUUUUGCCUUAGCUGUUUGAUAUAAUGAAAUUUGCUGAACAUUUAUCUGCACAUAUAACGCCUGAAUGGCGGAAACAAUAUAUCACUUACGAGGAGAUGAAAGUGAUGUUGUAUGCAGCAAUGGAGACAGCACCAUCAGCAGAGAUUGUUGAACAAAGAGAAAUUACCCGAUAUUUAGCAAUGUUUGAUGAAGAAUUUUUUCAUUAUUGUGACAAGGAAUUAGCAAAAAUAAACACGUUUUUCUCAGAAAAGUUGGCGGAAGGAACUCGUAAGUUUGGCAACUUAAAGACAGAGUUAAAUAAUGCUUUAAGAGUUGCUGGUAUAAAAAAUAAAACUGAAGGAAAAAGGUAAGCUUGCUUUGUGGCAGUUCUUAGUAAGUAACAUAUGUAGCAGGAAUGAAAUGUAAAAGUAGAUAUAACUGUGAUAAGAACACAUGAGAUGGAAGUGCUGGCUCGCCAGUUUAUAUCUCUGUGGUAAUCCAAGAUGUUAUAAUGACACUCGAU